Paramuricea clavata is the source of this 1701-nucleotide messenger RNA. The record is from the annotation of a GenBank genome assembly. Lineage: Eukaryota; Metazoa; Cnidaria; Anthozoa; Malacalcyonacea; Plexauridae.
ACAAACGUUGAUUGGAGGGCAUGUAUCGAUGACGCAAGACAACGAGGUGUUCUUUAUGACGUCAGCUCAGCGAAACAUCUUUCCCAGAUUUUUGUGAAGAAUGAUACCCGUGAAACAGGUAAAGCGGUCGUUAUUGACCGCCUGCAUGAGACUUAGUACUGUAUCGCAUCUCGAUGAUAUAACUUCUUUAUCAGAGUUGGCACAGGUCCUUGAACUUCUUGAGAAGUGCUUAAUUUUAAAUUGAAAAAUCAAUUUCAAGGGCACUUGAAAAGCCCCUGAAAAUACAAAAUCUGAAAAGACCCUUGAAAAGUGCUUGAAAAUCGCACAAAUAUUAAUUAAAAAGUAAAAUGUACCUAGUCUUUCCUAAUCUGACAUUUUGAUAAUUUUAUCAUGCAAAUAUGCCAUACACGAUUCUUCGCUUGGCGAAUGUACUCGUAUAGAAGCGUGUAAAUAUGUCGCAUUUCAAAUUUAAUGGUAGCUAGUGGAAGUCAUAUCUGGACCUCUCUAAUCACGUGGUGUAUUCCUCGAAGAAUGGUACAAAUUUUCUGGUGGUAUUACCCAGUCUUUCAAAUGAUUAACUUGAAUAUUAUACAGUGAAAUAACCAAGACCCACGCUUAUUUAUCCAUCAACAAUCACCCUGGAUGUCCUGGUCGAAUAUAACCCAGAUUCCUGCUUCCAUUAACCAGACUAUUGUAGGAAGUAAGAGAAAAUAACCAGGAAUAUUAUUAACCCAAAUAGCCGGGUUAUUUCCAUGUUAGCCAGGAAAAUUAUAACCAUGAUGUUUUAAAACAAUUAAGAGUACAUAUGUUAGCUUCUGCGGAAAUUAGUUCCUGCACUACAUUCGUACUGGCAAACGGCCUUUUCUGUAGUUACACGACCAUAACGGACAGUUUUUGAAAAACACAAUAAUACAUUUGAUUUGAUAUUUAGAGCACCUUUCGAAAUCUGGAGCAUCAACUGCAACUCAGCAUAAAUUAUCCAGAAAGAACGUUUUGCCUUCACAUACAAGUGUAAAAAAUGUAUCUGUAGCUGAUACUUCGUCUUCAAGUGCGAGUGUGUCUAGCGAGAAGACAUUUACAACAGAUGUUUUGCCUUCACAUGCGAGUGUAAAAAAUGACAACGCAUCUGUAGCUGAUACUUCGUCUUCAAGUGCGAAUGUGUCCAGUGAGAAGACAUUUACAGCAGAUAUUUUGCCUUCAUAUGCCAGUGCACAAAGUGACUACGCAUCCACGGCAGAUAUCUUGCCUUCACAUGCGAGUGUAAAAAAUGACAACGCAUCUGCAGCAGGUAGGCCUACUUUGUCCUCAAGUGCGAAUAUGUCCAGUGAGAAGACAUGUACAGCAGAUAUUUUGCCUUCAUGUGCCAGUGCGCAAAGUGACAACGCAUCCACGGCAGAUAUUUUGCCUUCGCAUUGGAGUGUAUCAAAUAUUAACAAAUCUAAUGAACAACUUUCAAGUUCAGACGAGUUUGAUUUUGAUGACUUUGAACCGGAUAUCGGAAGUUCCCAUGGUAACGAUGAAAUUCCUUCAGAUGGACAACUUUGUAGCAAUAGUGCAGAUUGUAAUGCAAAUAAAUCUUUAAUAUCUGGUGAACUUGUUGAUCUGGUCGUUCAUUGUGGGGAGAGUAUUCAAGCUCAACUGAAUCCAUAUAUGCAGCAGCUAGUACAACACGAACGUGUGGAUAAACUUAACAGAAAUUAA